Seminavis robusta is the source of this 867-nucleotide messenger RNA. The record is from the annotation of a GenBank genome assembly. Lineage: Eukaryota; Bacillariophyta; Bacillariophyceae; Naviculales; Naviculaceae.
AUGAACAUGGAUAGCAGUGUCAACGAUGCCAAUAUGGUCUACACAGGUGACGAUCCAUGGUACCUCCGCACCUUGCCUGGCCGCACCGGGGACUUCAUGGGUCACUUCAUUCCAGCCCUUUGCUUCUUUUCUUUGGGGCUGGGGCUCCUCUUGCUAGCUCUCUUUAGAGCAAGGAAUCUACCUUCUGGCAAGUCCUUUGCAGAAUUGCACAUUCCUGAAAGUGAUCCACUCUUUUUGAAGUUCUUUGGAAUGGUCAACAUGGCAGGGACGACCGUUGGUAUUAUCUAUGAAAUUUACGACAAGGAUCCCGGCUUUGACUCUACAGCCUUUACACACGCGUCUCUUUAUACAAGCUUCUUCAUUGUUGGAAUAUGUGCACUCUAUGAAUCCAAAGGGCGACUCCCAUUGGAUACACACCGAGCCGCAUUGGUGGUGGCAUGCAUUGUCCAGGCCCUAAUAUGGUAUGCUCAUGGCUCCAUGAAGAAGAUGCCAGCAGACGGGGCACUGCACAUUUACCUGAGCUACUUGAAUUGGGGCAAUGCAGCAGCCGUAGCUUAUUCCAUGCGAUACAACGACAGUGUGAUUGCCUUCUUGGCCGGGUGGGCGUUUCUGCUCUUGCAGGGGUUGUGGAUCUUCGUUGCUGGCUUGUACGAGUGCUGUGUUGAUCUGCACAUGCAUGAUGUUGCCGCCAUUCUGGCAAUGUUGUGCUUGGUGACUCUCUUGUCGAUUAUUCUAGCAGUUGUCCACCUGGGGCCAAAGCCAUCCGACCAACAACUUGCAAAGUUUCGAGGGAAUUUCAGCAUCUUGAACUCAUCCGACGGUGACGGUGACUAUGAUGUUGCUGUGGGGACAAAGGCUACGGUGUAG